Molecule: messenger RNA, 1467 nt
Organism: Vicia villosa (hairy vetch)
Lineage: Eukaryota; Viridiplantae; Streptophyta; Magnoliopsida; Fabales; Fabaceae
Exons: 2
Coding region: 1-1467 (488 amino acids)
Source: RefSeq, a predicted model, not a curated record
AUGGAUCGUAGUUGGAUGCAAAAAAACCGCUCAAGUGAAGAGUAUAAAAAAGGAGUGUUAGAGUUUUUGACAUUUGCCGAAACUAAUCUUCCCAAAAGUAAUGGACGAUUUCAUUGUCCUUGUGCUAAGUGUGUGAAUAUUGCACCUUUAAAUGCUAACAUCGUAUGGGAUCAUCUUAUAGUCAAUGGGAUUUGUCAAAAUUAUACGAAGUGGAUAUGGCACGGUGAAUUGUCUGAUGCGCCAAUGGCCUCCCUGAGAGAAGAGUUUGAUAUAGAGGCGAGUGAUUAUCUAGAAGAAAUGAUUCGUGAUAUUGGACAAGACUCUUUUCAACGAGCACACGCAAUUAAUAGUUGGACCGAUAAAAGCUUCACACAAUUGCUUGAGUUGUUGAAGGAAAUGCUUCCAGAUGAAAACACGUUGCCGGACCGGGUGUAUGAUGCAAAAAAGAUAUUAUGUCCUAUGGGUAUGGAGUAUAAGAAAAUACAUGCAUGCCCCAAUGAUUGCAUAUUGUACUGGAAAGAUAAUGAAGAGAAAGAAAAGUGUCCCAAGUGUAUGACAUCACGAUAUAAAAAGAAAGGUGAUGAUGAAAGUUGUGAUGUAACCACAAAGGGUCCUCCAGCAAAGGUGUUAUGGUACCUUCCAAUUAUUCCGAGGUUUAAGCGAUUGUUUGCGAAUUUAAAUGAUGCGAAGAAUAUUAGAUGGCAUGCAGAAGAGAGGAAUUGUGAUGGAAAAAUUUGGCAUCCGGCCGAUUCUUUGCAAUGGAAGAAGGUUGAUACCUUAUUUCCUGACUUCGGCAAUGAACCAAGAAACCUUAGGCUUGGACUUUCUACAGAUGGAAUGAAUCCAUAUGGCAGUUUAAGUAGUAAUCAUAGUUCAUGGCCUGUUCUAUUGAUUAUUUACAACUUAUCUCCUUGGUUGUGCAUGAAGAGGAAACACACUAUGUUAUCUAUGAUGAUUUUGGGACCAAAACAACCUGGAAAUGACAUAGAUGUCUAUCUAAGUCCCUUAAUUGAUGACUUAAGAAAGUUGUGGGAUGAAGGAAUUGAUGUGUUUGAUAGUUUUUUAAAUGAAACUUUCAAAUUGCGUGCCAUGUUAUUUUGCACCAUCAAUGACUUUCCAGCUUAUGGUAACUUGUCUUGUUACAAAGUUAAGGGGCAUAAAGCAUGCCCUAUAUGUGAAAAAGAUACUUGCUACCAUCAGUUGGAGAAGGGAAAGAAGACUGUUUAUCUUGGACAUCGAAGAUUUCUUAAACGUAACCACCCAUAUCGAAGAUUAAAAAAGGCUUUUAAUGGAUAUCAAGAGUAUAAGGUUGCCCCGAAGGCCUUAAUUGGAGAAGAAGUCUAUCACCGGGUGAGGAACAUAAGUGUUAGUUUUGGAAAAAAACAAAAAAAAAAGUUACAAAUAGUAAUAUAUGGAAGAAGAGGUCCAUAUUCUUUGACCUUCCAUAUUGGUCUAGUCUUGAUGUAA